AUGUUGGACUCAGUGACACACAGCACUUUCCUGCCCAACACAUCCUUCUGUGAUCCCCUGAUGUCGUGGACAGAUCUGUUCAGCAAUGAAGAGUAUUAUCCUGCUUUUGAGCAUCAAACAGCUUGUGACUCCUACUGGACAUCCGUCCACCCUGAGUACUGGACCAAGCGUCACGUCUGGGAAUGGCUCCAGUUCUGCUGUGACCAAUACAAGCUGGAUACCAACUGCAUCUCCUUCUGCCACUUCAACAUCAGCGGCCUGCAGCUGUGCAGCAUGACCCAGGAGGAGUUCAUUGAGGCGGCUGGCAUCUGUGGGGAAUACCUGUACUUCAUCCUUCAGAACAUCCGCACUCAAGGUUACUCCUUUUUUAAUGAUGCCGAAGAGACCAAGGCCUCCAUCAAAGACUGCCUCCAAAGCUCUCAUCUGUGGGAAUUUGUGCGAGACUUGCUCCUAUCUCCUGAAGAAAACUGCGGCAUUUUGGAAUGGGAGGAUAGGGAACAGGGUAUUUUUCGGGUGGUUAAAUCAGAAGCCCUGGCCAAGAUGUGGGGACAAAGGAAGAAAAAUGACAGAAUGACAUAUGAAAAACUGAGCAGAGCUCUGAGAUACUACUAUAAAACAGGAAUUUUGGAACGCGUCGACCGAAGGUUAGUGUACAAGUUUGGAAAAAAUGCACACGGGUGGCAGGAAGACAAGCAAUGA
Messenger RNA from Orycteropus afer afer, 699 nucleotides. RefSeq names its product E74 like ETS transcription factor 5 (gene ELF5). Gene Ontology annotation, biological process: regulation of transcription by RNA polymerase II; cell differentiation. Gene Ontology annotation, molecular function: sequence-specific DNA binding; DNA-binding transcription factor activity, RNA polymerase II-specific. Lineage: Eukaryota; Metazoa; Chordata; Mammalia; Tubulidentata; Orycteropodidae. The record is from RefSeq and is a predicted model, not a curated record. Gene Ontology annotation, cellular component: nucleus.